Molecule: messenger RNA, 3063 nt
Organism: Drosophila takahashii
Lineage: Eukaryota; Metazoa; Arthropoda; Insecta; Diptera; Drosophilidae
Source: RefSeq, a predicted model, not a curated record
AUGGAACUGGUUGCUGCCCCCAACGGCGAAGUAUCUAAUCUACGCAAACUAACAGAUGGCGCCAAUAAAAUCAUUCGUGGGCUAGAUGCAGUUGGGGAGACCAGCCGUGACUGGGUGGUGAUUCAUCUUGUACUGGCUAAAAUUGAUCCCGACUCUAGAAGGAAGUGGAUAGAGGACACCAGAGGCGCUGCGACGCCAACCGUUACAGACUUGUUUAAAUUCCUUGAUGAUCGUUGCGAGGAUUUUGAAUUAAGCCAAGCUACAUCGGCAAUCAAACUCGAUCCUGGCAGCCACACCGACAAGCCUGCCAAAACGAAGCGCGCACUUAUUGCAGUGAGCAGUGGCAAUUGUGGCUCUGCUGACCAUCAGCUAUAUAGAUGCUCUCAAUUUCAAAAUCUGAACAUCGAACAUCGGCGCUCCUUUGUGAAAGGAAAGUCGCUUUGCUUCAAUUGCCUACGCCCUGGCCACCGAUCUUCGCAAUGUAAAUCGAAACAUUCGUGCAAGCACUGCAAUGGCCGUCAUCAUUCUCUUGUACAUCCUGAAAACAUGGAUUCCAUGACAAUUGCUUCUGCGGACACUGCACAGGCCAAUUCUCAAACUUCUGGAUGUAGCUCAACUUUGGUCGCCCAGACGCAAAACAGCACAUCAUUAACACAGUCACCGGGACUCAAAAGAAGCACAUUGCCCACAGCUUUGGUGUAUGUCCAAAACACUAAAAGUUCUUACACAAUUUGCCGUGUGCUUCUGGAUAGCUGUUCUGAGCUGUCAUACGUUUCUGAACGAUGCGUCAACGCACUUGGGCUCGCACGUUUAUUCUCAAGAAUUCUAGUUUCCGGAAUAUCUUCCGUCAAGGCCGAAACUACUAGAGGAUUGGCCACGCUGCAUAUCAAAUCAAUGGUGUCACUGCAUACGAUUGUUGUCGCAGCCCAUGUGCUGGGCAAAAUCACAUCAUCACUUCAACGGGACGACAUUGACGAAACAGCCUUAAGGAUCUACGAUGGACUCCAGUUAGCCGAUACAUCCUUUAACACAUCUUCACCAGUAGACAUUUUACUGGGAAAUGAACAAAUUUGGUCCGUUCUGUCAGGUGAUAAAAAAUAUGACGCCGAUGGAAAUAUUAUUGCCAUCAGCUCGAUCUUUGGAUGGAUAAUCACUUCCGUUGCAAUGCCGCAUCCAUUAACCGCCAACACGCUCGUUACUACUGUUGACAUAAACGCCUCUCUUCAACGCUUUUGGGAGAUCGAGGAUAACACUGACCACAAACAACAAGACCCUUCGCACGAAAAGGUGGAGCAGCACUUUUUGACCACACAUUCCCGAGACCCAGACGGCAAAUACAUCGUUGAAUUGCCUUUCAAACACGAAAGCCAAGAGUUUGGAGACAGCCUGCAGGGCGCUGUCUCACGCUUCUAUGCUGUGGAACGUCGCCUACAGCGUGAUUUGGAGCUACGCAAGCAAUAUUCAAAGUUUAUGAACGAAUAUCUAAGCCUAGGUCAUAUGCGUAAGCUGGCCCCAGAAGAAUGCAAUACAUCGGCCAAAACGUUUUACAUGCCACACCACCCAGUUCUAGGAAAGAAGCUGCGCGUGGUAUUUGACGGGUCAUUUGAAGACGUAAACGGCCACGCUCUAAAUGAUGCCUUACACAUUGGGCCCAGCAUUCAACGUAACCUUUUUCACGUAUGCCUUCGCUUUCGAAUGCACAAGUUUGUGUUUUCGGCGGACAUAGUCAAAAUGUUUCGCCAGAUCUGGGUUGCCCCUAAGCACCGCAACUUUCAACGGAUCGUAUGGAGAGAUGCUCCGAAUGAUCCUCUUCAACACUUUCAACUCUGCACAGUUACCUAUGGAACAAGCUGUGCGCCGUUUUCUGCUGUCAGGGUCCUGGAACAACUAGCGCGAGACCACCAGGAUGAGUUUCCCACAGCAUCAAAAAUUGUGCUUAGCCGCCGCGACGAACUCAUCCAGCUGAUGUCCAAGGCUAAGCUUGAGCUUGGCAAAUGGGUGUCCAACAGCAGCCGCCUCAGCCACACCAGCCAAGAGGAGCUCCCAAUAACCAGUGCGUUGAAGGUUUUAGGAAUGCAUUGGAAUCCCCAAGACGACGUCCUGUCCUACAAGACUUCACUUUCCACGGAACCAGAAGCUACUAAACGGCAAGUAUUGUCAGAUGUCUCACGAAUUUUCGAUCCUCUAGGUAUUCUGGCGCUUGUGGUAGUACAGUUCAAAAUCCUUUUCCUUUUGAAGGUUUUAGGAAUGCAUUGGAAUCCCCAAGACGACGUCCUGUCCUACAAGACUUCACUUUCCACGGAACCAGAAGCUACUAAACGGCAAGUAUUGUCAGAUGUCUCACGAAUUUUCGAUCCUCUAGGUAUUCUGGCGCUUGUGGUAGUACAGUUCAAAAUCCUUUUCCAAGAACUUUGGCUACUUGACCUGGACUGGGAUUCAAAGCUCCCACCGAAGCUGGCUGAGUGGUGGCAGACCUGUCGCGACGAUAUUAACUGCAUAACAAACCUAAGUAUUCCACGUUUUGUACCCAGCGAAUCGGGAAAAAUCGAAUUACAUGGAUUUUCAGACGCGUCUAUAAAGGCAUAUGCCGCUGUCGUAUACAGCCGUGUAAGCAACGCAGACGGCACCUGCUUGGUGUCACUUAUGGCAGCCAAAACACGCGUUGCGCCACUAAAGCAACAAAGUCUUCCUCGGCUGGAACUCUGUGGAGCGCUAUUGCUCACUCGCCUUCUCCGAGCUGUUAAGGAGGGCUUACAGCACAAGGACAUAAUUGUGCAUGCUUGGUGCGAUUCCACGAUUGUCCUUUCGUGGCUGUCGCACACCCCAUCAAAGCUGAAAACCUUUAUUGCCAACCGUACUUCGGAGAUCCUGGAUGUCAUAUCACGCAGCGCAUGGCAUCACGUUGGCUCAAAGGAUAACCCUGCCGAUUGCGCAUCGAGGGGAAUGCUAGCAGCCAAUCUCAUGAGAGGUGGAAGGGUCCACAUUGGCUACACCAUAACGACCUGCUUGCUUCAAAGCUUCGUAGUGGCAAGAAUCCCAACACAAUUUUGGACACGCCCAUAA